AUGGCUUUCGCAGCUCUUCGUAACUCUAUCCCUUCACCGACUCGCCUGGUCCGUUCUACAAUGUCGUUCUCACAACAAGCGCGCCAGCAAUUCCAGAGUCGCCCUUACUCCUUUGCUUCAUACCUGGUAACUCCUAAAGAGUUGGACACUGCCUUGAAAAAGAACCCAGCGACAAAGAUCUCGACCGCCCCACGCGUAGUCCCUCUAUGCGCCGCCUGGUUCAUGCCGAAUGACCCCGAGGGUCGCAAAGGUAUCGACAUUUUUCGCAACCACCGCAUCCCCGGAGCUCGUUUCUUCGACCUCGAUGCUGUCAAAGACCAUGAAUCUCCGUACCCGCACAUGCUUCCCACCGCCGAAACAUUCGCAGAAGCCAUGAGCGAGCUGGGGAUUCGCCGGGACGACGAAGUGGUGGUCUACGACUCCGCGGAGGUCGGCAUCUUCAGCGCGCCUCGUGUUGGCUGGACCCUUCGAGUCUUCGGACACCCGCGGGUUCAUGUUCUGAACAACUACAAACUGUGGGUUGCUGAGGGUUUCCCCACGGAGACCGGAGAGCCACAGCAGCCGGAGAAGACCAACUACCCUGUCCCCACGUACGACUCGAAGCUGGUGAUCCCGUACCGGGAGCUGAAAGAGAUCGCCAAGGAACACAGAAAGGAAGGUGCGAAAGAAGUGGAGAUCCUUGAUGCACGGUCCUAUGGCCGCUGGGCGGGCACCGACCCUGAACCGCGCCCGGGCUUGUCUUCAGGGCACAUCCCGGGCUCCAAGAGCCUUCCGUUCCAGGAGUUGCUGGACCCCGAAACCAAGACGUUCCUGCCCGGGCCCGAGCUGCGCAAGAUUUUCGAGAGCAAGGACAUCGACACGAGCAAGUCUAUUAUCAGCUCGUGCGGCACCGGUGUAACGGCGACUAUCAUCGAGACGGCAUUGGCUGAGGCGGAAUACGGCGAGCCAAACCUUCGGAGGGUUUACGAUGGGAGCUGGACUGAAUGGGCACAACGUGUUAAGCCCGAAGAAGACUUCAACGCGACCUGUUCUGUCGAUCGCCUCAGGGCAAUUAUGACGACCGGACGCAAGGUCUUCCACUGCGCCGUGGAUGAGACGGCGUUAACCACCAAUAUCAGCGAAAUCAAAAAAUGGACGACCAACGGGGCCAUCACUCUGAUCGUGCCUCUGUACACCCUUGAACGCCUCCAUGCACUGAAGAGAGCCGGGUCGCAGGUCGCCAUCAAUGCCCGCGAGGCUGUCCGUUUCCUCGACCGGGUCACUUCCGGUAAGGACAACAUCUCUUCCGAACGGGUGGCUUUGCAGGGUCCCAUGGAGCAGUACGAGAACUGGACGGAGGCAGAGAAGUUCUUCCUGCCCGAGUUCGAGGAGGGUCCGGAGGCGAUCGACGGACUCGUCUCAGACGGCCCGACGGCGCACCCGGACGAAAAGGGCAAACCACCCAAGAAGAACGGCGCCUCCCCGGAUGACCUCUCUCAGAUGCUACUCAGCAAGUUGAACUUCAAAAAGGAACUCGAUGCAGUCUCGAACACGUCCAACGGCACCCACAGUGCCCCCUCUCGCCCGUCUUCUCGGAGCUCUCGGACCAGCCCCGAAUGUGCAAACUCGCAGGUGAUAACCAACGAAGGAGGAUCCAAGGAUAACAAGACGAAGCGCGCCGAGGGACAUCGCCGUUCUGCGUCUGGGUCGGCCAUCCCCACGGUCCCGCCUGUGCUCCGGCCGCUGCUCAGCGCGCUACUGUGGCGACUACACCAAGGGCCCGAUGCUUCGAACGCCGCCAAGACUUGUAUUCUGAUCACGAACGAUCCACAGACCCAGCUCUGGGCCCAGAAAUUCGGCAUUGGGGUCAAGAACAUUCAUCAGCUGCGAACAUCGAUUCAAUACGAAGAGCGAGAGUACAAAAACCGAUGCAAAUAUGUCGAGAAGACUCAGGCGACGACCAGCGAACCGAAAUCGCUUCUUUCCUACGAGGAUGAGAGCGACGAAGACGAGCUCGUUUUCGUUCCUCGUGGCGGUCGGGGCAAGGGAGCGUCGCGCGGCGGCGGCUCUCGUGGGGUCAACAGUCGCAAGACGCCUGUCGUCAAAAGCGUUGCCCCGCCUGUCGAGGCGACCAUAGAGAUCCCUACUCAACCCAUCGACCCAAAUUCGUUCAGUCGUUCUCUUGGUCCCACCAAGCAGACGCCGACGGUCGACCUGAGCACUCAGUCGGGAGCCGCACGGGGCAUCGCGGGUGCGUCUCGGAACCAUGCUAACAACCGCCGAGGAGCCUCCCGAGGCCCGACUCGUGGUAGUGGUAACAGCCGGGGUCGUGGAAAACUCUGGGUUCCUUGA
Aspergillus japonicus CBS 114.51 is the source of this 2331-nucleotide messenger RNA. RefSeq names its product thiosulfate sulfurtransferase. Lineage: Eukaryota; Fungi; Ascomycota; Eurotiomycetes; Eurotiales; Aspergillaceae. Bases 1 to 2331 code for a protein of 776 amino acids. Gene Ontology annotation, molecular function: thiosulfate-cyanide sulfurtransferase activity. The record is from RefSeq and is a predicted model, not a curated record. Gene Ontology annotation, biological process: transsulfuration. The transcript has 5 exons. Gene Ontology annotation, cellular component: mitochondrion.